Messenger RNA from Parathielavia appendiculata, 1383 nucleotides. RefSeq names its product FAD/NAD(P)-binding domain-containing protein. The record is from RefSeq and is a predicted model, not a curated record. The transcript has 5 exons. NCBI's taxonomy places the organism in Eukaryota, Fungi, Ascomycota, Sordariomycetes, Sordariales, Chaetomiaceae. The coding region runs from base 194 to 1261 and encodes 355 amino acids.
UGAUGAUUUGGCACGUAAAUGAUCAAUAACAACCUGAGUUAAUUUACGGUUAGUUACCUACUCUAGUAAUGGACAGAAACACCCUGAGCAUGGCUUCACAUGAACAGUGCAUUUCGCCUCCCUUCUUCAAGUCUUAUGGUGCGAAGUCGCAGCCCCCAGAAGCAGACGCAGUCUGAGACCGCCUGGAUGUACUAUGGAUCCAGUCGCUCUUCGAGUCCUCAUCAGCGGCGGCGGCGUCGCGGGCAGCGCUCUCGCUUUCUGGCUUGUCAGACAAGGCCACGACAUCCCGGUUGUCGAGCACUUCACCAGUCUGCGUGCUUUCGGCCUCCACAUCGACCUCCGUGGCCCCGGCACUGAAGCAGCGCCGGAGCAGGGAAUGCAGAUUCCUGACUUUGAGUUCGAGAUCAUGAGAGGUAACCUGUGUCGCCUUCACUAUGACGCCGCCAACGCUUGCAGAACACCGCCGAAAUACGUCUUCGGAACAUCCGUGGCCAGCUUUGAGCAGAAAGACACCUCAGUCAACGUUCGUUUUGAAGAUGGCAGGACGGAUACCUUUGACCUCCUCGUCAACGCUGAUGGUCAGUGGUCCCGCACUCGCAGGAUGAUGCUCGGCCCUGGUAUCCCGGACGCGGUUCAACGGAUACCAGCCCUCUACAUGGCCUACUUCACAGUGCGUCAGCCAAUGCAAAAGGGAGAGAAGUACCUCACCACUCCGGAGGAGAUGCAGGUUCUGCUCACCUGCAAUCCUGCCCCGGAUUGGCUGGAGAAUGUUUUCAGGGGGAAUGUCGAGAAGGAUAAGGAAGCUUUCGCGGACAUCUUCAGGGGUGCCAAAUGGAUAUCGGAGGACAUCCUGAAAUCCAUGUGGGCGGCUGACGAUUUUUACUGCGAGCGUCUCGGUCUCGUGAAGCUGAAAUCCUGGUCGUCGGGUCACGUCACGCUCGUCGGAGAAGCCGCUCACUGCCCAACGGCUCUGUCCGGAAUGGCACUACUUGCGCUAUUGACCCAGACACCCUUGCCGCUGCGCUCGACCGCUACGAACAAGCCUUUUCGUCCCUUCGUCAAAGCUAUGCAGGAAGGGAUCCCCGAGAGAGCCGAGAAGCAAUGGAACAUGACGGGAUCAGCAUUUAGCAUCGGUGUCCUGAACUUCAUGGUGGGAAUUGCUUCCUUUCUCAAAGUCAACAUUGCUGAUCUCAUGGGCAUUCGCGAGACGGUUGGUGAUGGGUAUCUCCCGGACUACGAGAGUAUGGUGGGGGACAAAUAAUUAGGGAGAUCAUCACACGGUUAUCGUUUUCACUGAUCCUCAAACUACCUUACAUAUCUCCACUCUUCAUGGGACCCGAAACUAAACUCUGACGAAUGUCACUCAGUUAAGGAGUGUAAGGU